AUGACAACCUCCUCCUCUACUAACCUGACCACCGCAAAAAGUAAUGAUUUGAAAACGGCCUCUCCAACCACCACAACGACUGUAGCAAAUUCUUCUUCGACCAACACUUCGACGUCAACGAUUACUACUACUUCUACUACCACACAAUCAAACACUACAUCCAACACGUCCUCCACGGCUAUAAUAAACUCGAAAUAUUCCUUAAUUAAUAAUCACAACAACAACAACAACGGCAAUCAAUGUCAGCAACAACAACAAAAUAAAAAAACCAAAACUACAACCACUAUUAUACAACAAUCACAACAAAGACAGCAACAACAAGAACAGCAACAAUCAUUGAUACAACAACGUUCAAAUAAUUUAAUUAAUUCCUCACUUUCCUCCAACACGAAUAAUUCCUCAUCGAAUCCGCAUUCUUCCACCAUGAUAAAAACAUCUUCAAAAUUUGUCUACAACAAACCUCAAAAUCAUUAUGAAUUGCUUCAACAACGUCUGCACAUGCAACAAGAAUUUGCUCAACUUUUAACAAGUUUGGCCCAACAACAUCAACAACCAUUUUCGGCCGCCUCCGCUUCUUCACAAGCCGCUGCAGCAGCCGCAUUCAAUAAUCCAUCGUUGGGUGCAUCUACUUCAGCUGCAGCUGCUGCAGCAGCGGCGGCCGCCACCACAAACGCAGCCAAAAAUUCCUUAUCAUCUUUUUUACCAUUUUCAAAUUGGUUUUUCUAA
Molecule: messenger RNA, 726 nt
Organism: Calliphora vicina (urban bluebottle blowfly)
Lineage: Eukaryota; Metazoa; Arthropoda; Insecta; Diptera; Calliphoridae
Exons: 1
Coding region: 1-726 (241 amino acids)
Source: RefSeq, a predicted model, not a curated record